CGGCUUUCGGGAAUCUUCGACAUUCUAUUGCUUUUCAAGAUGUCAGCACUCACGGUUAGCGGCGAAAGAACGUCCGGUGAUAACAUCAGGACACAAAAUGUUAUGGCUGCAUUGUCCAUAUCAAAUAUUGUGAAAAGUUCAUUAGGACCUGUGGGGCUUGACAAAAUGCUUGUGGAUGAUGUUGGGGAUGUGACUGUGACCAAUGAUGGUGCUACUAUUUUGAAGUUGUUAGAAGUCGAACAUCCAGCUGCCAAAAUAUUAUGCGAGUUGGCGGAUUUGCAGGAUCAGGAAGUUGGUGAUGGAACUACCUCAGUUGUCAUUAUAGCAGCGGAGUUAUUAAAGAAUGCAGACGAGUUAGUUAAACAGAAGAUCCAUCCUACUUCUGUUAUCAGCGGAUACAGACUGGCUUGCAAAGAAGCCUGUCGGUUCAUCCAAGAACACCUUACAAUAAGUACAGACGAACUCGGCAAGGAUAGUAUAGUGAGUGCGGCAAAGACAUCAAUGUCAUCGAAGCUUAUUGGACGAGAUGCUGACUUCUUUGCAAACAUGGUGGUUGAUGCAGCCAUGGCUGUGAAGACGACUGAUCUGCAGGGUAAAGCUAGGUACCCAAUUAAAGCUGUCAACGUCUUAAAGGCACAUGGUCGUAGUGCACACGAGUCUGUGCUGGUACCUGGAUAUGCUCUCAACUGUACAGUGGCAUCUCAAGCUAUGGUGAAGCGUAUUUUAAACGCAAAGAUAGCGUGUUUGGAUUUUGGUUUGAUGAAAGCCAAGAUGCAUCUAGGAGUACAUGUUAUUGUAGAUGAUCCAGAGAAAUUAGAUGCCAUUAGACAGAGAGAGUCUGAUAUUACUAAAGAGAGAAUUCAGAAGAUUUUAUCUGCCGGCGCCAAUGUUAUCUUGACAACAGGCGGCAUUGAUGAUCUAUGUCUCAAGUACUUUGUGGAAGCCGGUGCCAUGGGUGUCAGACGAUGCAAAAAACAAGAUCUGAAAAGAAUUGCUAAAGCCACUGGAGCAACAUUUAUAUCAACCCUUGCUAACUUGGAAGGGGAAGAGAGCUUUGAUGCCUCAAUGUUGGGACAAGCUGAGGAAGUCGUACAAGAGAGAAUCAGUGAUGAUGAGCUCCUUUUAAUCAAAGGAACCAAAGCUCGCAGUGCUGCAUCAGUUAUCCUACGUGGUGCUAAUGACUUCAUGUGCGAUGAAAUGGAACGAUCAUUACAUGACUCGCUGUGCGUUGUGAAACGUGUUCUGGAAAGCAAAACAGUUGUACCUGGUGGCGGAUGUGUAGAAGCAGCACUGUCAAUCUAUCUAGAAAAUUUUGCUACAUCACUGAGUUCUAGGGAGCAGUUGUCCAUAGCAGAGUUUGCCCAUUCUCUACUUGUCAUACCGAAAACACUAGCUGUAAAUGCAGCCCAAGACUCAACUGAUUUAGUGGCUAAACUGAGAGCUUAUCAUAACACUGCUCAGAUCAAGGCAGACCAUAAACAUCUCAAGUGGAGUGGCUUAGAUCUGGUCGAAGGAGUAGUGCGAGACAACAAGAAAGCGGGCGUGUUUGAACCAGCCAUCUGUAAAAUUAAGAGUUUGAAAUUUGCUACAGAGGCCGCAAUUACUAUUCUACGUAUAGAUGAUAUGAUAAAGUUGGCCCCGGAACAGAAACAGGGGGGUCAAUCAUACCAGGAGGCUGUGGCAUCUGGACAGAUGGGUUAGAAAUAGUAGUCUGGUGGCUCCCCAUUUGACAUAAUGCACAUUUUUAACUUAUUAAUGGCAGCGCCCUCAGUGGUAGAAAUUAAGAGUGACUUUGUUUUCAAUUGGAAAUGUUUCAUCAUUUUUCCACUUUUCCCCUGCAAUAUUACACUGUGCAGCAUAUGUUGUGUAUGAAUUUGAGAGUAAUUAAGCCUAAGACAUAUCCUAUACUAUCAUUGAAGCCUAAUUGAGGGUCAAGAGAAAAUGAGAUUUUCCUUUAACAUAUUUCUGGUCUAUUUCUUCGAUGUGCGUGUUUGGAUCUACAAACAAUAUAAGCCAUAGCAGGUAUUCUUCUGAGGGCACCCUAUUUCAAGACUGACUUUUAAAAUUGCUUUCGACUGAUUAAACUUGCAAUGGAGCCCUCCCAAACUCUUCAGUUUUGUUGUGUUCAAUGUGUAUCCGAUGCAACAUGUAUGAUGCAUAUAUAAGAGUACACAUAAAAUGUUAACACUCCUUACAUGACUACUGACUCUAAUUUCCAAUUCCAUGAUUGGUUCAGUUGUCUUGCGCUCUGUACAUCAUGAAUUGAGUUGUUUACCCCCUUCAGCUGUCUCUUGUGGUAAAGUAAAUAUUGUAUAAACUGUUAUUCAUUUCUUUUUUUUGUACUUCUAUGUCACCGUGGCUUCAGCAGAAUAAAAAAAUUUUCA
Saccoglossus kowalevskii is the source of this 2384-nucleotide messenger RNA. Its product is annotated as T-complex protein 1 subunit alpha-like. Gene Ontology annotation, biological process: protein folding. The record is from RefSeq and is a predicted model, not a curated record. Gene Ontology annotation, molecular function: ATP-dependent protein folding chaperone; ATP hydrolysis activity; ATP binding. NCBI's taxonomy places the organism in Eukaryota, Metazoa, Hemichordata, Enteropneusta, Harrimaniidae.